GCUUACAUCACUCACUUUGGCACGUUCGAGAUGGCUCUGAACGUCUCCAACAAGCUGUACAACACACCGAUGAACAAUACUUUAUCGCGCGCUGUUAUUUUACGUGAAGAUCCCAACGAACAUCCAAAUGAAGAAGAAAUUAAACUUUAUGCCAGCAGUAUUGGCAUUGACUUAGCAAAUGAGCCCGCAUUAGCUUGGAUCGCAAAGGAAGGCAUAUCGGCUCCACUGCCCAAAGGCUGGCAAGUUAUGCAAGAUGAGAACAAUCAGAUUUUUUACUACAAUGCCAGUUCUGGCCAAAGCUUAUGGGACCACCCAUUGGACUCAUACUACCGUAGGCGAGUUCUGCAAGCUCGGAAAUUGCUAGAUCCAAAAUCAAGGUCCACCCAACCCACUCUGAGGACUUCCAGUCGAUCCUCUGGUCGUUCUUCCUGCUCCACUUUUACCCGUGAUUCCAACUGUUUGGCUCCUUUAUUACCCCAACACACUUUUACUUCAAACGCUGCCUCCACUGAGGGAACAAAACGAGAUGGCGAUUUGGAACUAAAUACCGCUGAUUGUACUGAGCAGGCACCUGAUUGGGCUGACACUCCUCUGCUGGGUGAAGAAUCUCGGGGCAAUUCGUCCGUAGCGGAAAACAAGGGCCUCAUUGGUACUGCUUUUUUCAUGUCAGAAACCGAACUUCCCACAGAGUAUUGCGAGUUGGUCCCCUCCCCGUCGGUGACUGCGAACGGAAGCAAACCCCAUUCACAGUGCCACUCCAACAGUGUGUUGCCCGAGGGUACAACAUCCCAAACGACUGCAACUGCAGCUCAGACAGAUGCAGAUAGUCAUGUCACUUCUGCACAUCUCAACGAAACCGCAAGAUGUAACUCCGAAUUAGCUGGAGCGGGUAACAACUCGGAACAGUUGCAGCAGACAGAUCCUAACGAUUUUCAGUGCAGUGGCAACAGUGUUGUGCCAAACGUGAGCACGAUUCAUCAGGGGCUUAUGUCGAACGUGUCAAUGCUCAUGCAACAAAGGUCCGUUUUGUCUGUUGUGAACACUAAUAGACGGACUGGUAUCGAAUCUCCUUUGGCUUUCGAUCGAAAAAAAGACGACACCGAAAGCACUAAUCAUUUCAUACUGAACAGCCCUGCUUGUAGGCUACAUCGAUCGGUGGAAGUGUUGGCUUCUUAUCCAUCACUUGGCUCUUCUCCAACGGAAAGCAGAUCGUAUCAACCCCUUCUGCCGGCCACAGACGCCUUAGACGAAGGACUCCCGCGGGAACAACCCGCCAACAGUCAUGUUACCAACAUCAACAAACAACCGGCAUUUCGCACCGCACAUGAACCACCGGUUCUCUCACUAUUGCAUGCUACAAAUCCGUGUCCAACACUCUGUCAAUCCACGAAAGUACCAGGCUGUCCGGAUGCCGAGCCCGCUCCUGAUACUGCGGUUCAUCCACCUAGCCCACCAAAUAGCACUCCGGUGUUCAAUGAGGGGAUUCACCAUUUGGUUGAAGAAAGGGCCCGUCUGCAACGGAAGUUGCUUCGAAUUAAGCUCAUCUACAAUAGCUACAAGCAGCGCCUCGUUAGCUUAGAUUCCAGUAUACAACUACUGCAAAAGUCGUCCACAUCGGACCCGGUCUUCGCUCCACACGAAGCAGGAUCCCGAAGUCGAACACGAUCUGAUAGUGCCUUUACUUCGAAAAAAGCGCCACGGAAUUCCAAGGGCCAUCUUCCUACCAUCACAACGUCUCCGCUCCUAUUUGACUUUUCUUCAGCUGAACCCGCCUCUCCCGGUCCCAUUCGACAAAAUCUGCAUCAUUCACCCGAAGUGGUGAAACCAGAGGUCGUCAAUAUUCGUGAAGAUAUCCUGCUGUCAUCCCAUACCCCUUGCACCAACCGAUCCAAACUAGGCCGUUCUUUAUCUACACCCCGACAUACAGUGUCGUCGCGCGGGUCGAUUCUCACUUCAAGACCGGUCGGAAAUUGUCCACCGAACACAUCUAGUCAUGACCAGUCUCCACCUAUGGACUUAGCCCACUCUCUGGCUAGCAUUGAUGCUCAGCUGCACCGAGUCAUAAAUCAUUUGGAGUCCGGUGAUCUUUCGAUAACUUGUGAUGAGUGCGUUAAUGAGAAGCAUAUGAUUUUGAAAACAAGAAACGCUUUCUGUGACCAACGCCGACUGAAGCCUUACUGGAAAGACCACCGAGAUAUAGAGAAUGAGAUGCAAAAUCUGUCCUUACAAACCCAAGCAAGGGACCGUAAGUCAAUCGUCGGUGACAUAAGAUUGCUCACGCCCGUUUCAUUGGAGGAUAGAAAACUCGGCUUUCGGUGUCCACGCGUCGACGCUAGCCCUACUUGGCUUCAAUCGGAUUGAUCUGUAUCCACAGACUUACAUUUUAAGCUCUUUUUACAGACACUCAGGGAAAUAUUUUGUUAAACCUAUUUUAUGAAGAUUUACUAGCCCAUAUUAUGUAUUUUUAUAACAAUGAGCAUUUUACCGAACU
Messenger RNA from Dicrocoelium dendriticum, 2491 nucleotides. NCBI's taxonomy places the organism in Eukaryota, Metazoa, Platyhelminthes, Trematoda, Plagiorchiida, Dicrocoeliidae. The record is from the annotation of a GenBank genome assembly.